Molecule: messenger RNA, 5153 nt
Organism: Meira miltonrushii
Lineage: Eukaryota; Fungi; Basidiomycota; Exobasidiomycetes; Exobasidiales; Brachybasidiaceae
Exons: 2
Coding region: 210-5153 (1647 amino acids)
Biological process (GO): mitotic chromosome condensation
Cellular component (GO): chromosome
Molecular function (GO): ATP binding; protein binding
Source: RefSeq, a predicted model, not a curated record
GCCAGGCUAUCAAACACGUAAUCAAGCCAGGGCUAUACGCUUUAAAAGCAACACACACGGUGUAUGCACGAAUUUUAUCGUGUUGGUGUUGUUUAUUGAAUCUGUUCAUCACCAUCAUUUGAACAAAAAAGUUUAUCAAUUGCAUCCAAUCAAGGUUUGGCAAAUAGGGAAAAGAAAGCAAAUCUCUUUCACAUUUCUCAUCAUUCGCCAUGCCGGGCAAGAGAGCAAAUCCACGUAAAAGGACAUCGGAUGAACGCAGUAAUGGGAGUAAAUCACCUUCUCAUGCUCCGAGAAGUGAUGGCAGAACGGCAGCCUCAAAAAGACGAAUCGUUGAAGAUAGCGAUAGUGAAGAAGAGGAUGUAGAAGUUCUAGCAGAUGAAGAUAGCGAUGAAGAAGAAGAAGAAGAAGAAGAAGAAGAAGAAGAAGAAGAAGAAGAAGAAGAAGCCUCAGAUGACAAUGGAAGUGAAGAUGUAGAAGAGGAGGAUGAAGAUGAAGCAGACUCUGAAGAAGAGGCAAGCGAAGAAGAGGCAGGCAAAAAUGAAGACGCGGUAGCUAGCGAAGGAGAAGGAGACAGUGAAGAGGAUCUUGCUGAUGAAACAUUAAUAGAACGCAGCUUGGUGGUAGCUGAUAGCAGUGAUGAAGAAGAGCAAGAACAGCCUGAGCAACCAAAAAGAAGAGCUCGUGUUGUGAGUGCAGCAGAAUAUCGCGUCAAAAGAGAAGAGCCUGAACAGGAAUCAUUCGAUCGAGAAAGCACACCACAAGCCUCAUCCUCAUCAACAACGGGACCUCAAACGCCUGACAAACACAGAAUAGCCGUCAAAUCGGCCACGCCUACUUCUGAUGCUCCAAAUUUACCUUAUACUCCACGACAUGCAGGCGGUUCAGCAGCAUUCACCCCGAUGAGUCAAUCAAAAACACCCGCACCUCAAGAACCACCAGCACCACCCAAAACACGAUUGAUCAUCCACAAAAUGGUUUUGCGUAACUUCAAGUCUUAUGCAGGAGAACAAAUCAUUGGUCCCUUCCACAAAUCUUUCUCAGCCGUUGUAGGUCCAAACGGAAGUGGAAAGUCCAAUGUGAUCGAUGCAAUGCUUUUCGUUUUUGGAUGGCGUGCAAAUAAGAUGCGACAAGGAAAAUUGAGCGAAUUGAUCCAUAAUAGCGCAGGUUCACUGAACAUCGGAAGUUGUACUGUUGAGGUGCAUUUCCGUGACAUCUAUGAUCUUCCAGGCGAUGAUUUCAAGCCGGUGCCCAACACGAAGCUCGUCGUCGCUCGUACAGCUUACCGAAACAAUUCCUCCGUUUACACAAUGAACGGCAAGAAGUCAAGCUUUACAGAAGUAACUACAUUACUCAAAGAGCGAGGAAUCGAUUUGGAUCAUAAGCGUUUCUUGAUCUUACAAGGUGAAGUGGAAAGUAUUGCGCAAAUGCCACCAAAAGCAAAGAAUGAGCACGAAGAAGGUCUGCUAGAGUACCUUGAGGACAUUAUCGGAACCAGCUCGUACAAGACUCCAAUCGAAGAGGCCUCCAAAAAGGUGGAUGAAUUGAACGAAGUGCGUGGUGAACGUCUUGCACGACUCAAAAUUGUACAAAAGGAGAAAGAUAGCUUGGAAGGAAAGAAACAAGAAGCUGAAGGAUUUUUACGUGAUCAGAACGAGCUUACGAUGCGACAAUCCACCCUUUAUCAAAUAUACAUGAUGGAAUGCAAGGAUGAGAUGAAGAUUGCAACAAUCUCGGUAGAAAAGUUACGCAAACGAAUAGAAGAAGAGACCGAAAAGAAUGCCGGAUCCAAAGCAGAGAUGGAGCAAUUAGACGCAGAAUUCAAAGCAAUCAAUGCCGAAUACGAAAAGAUUGCCAAAGAAACCGACAAGGUUGUCAAGGAAUUGUCAAAGUUGGAAAAAGAUGACGUCCAAUUGAAAGAGCAACGUAAGCACCUUGAGACGAAGAAGAAGAAGAUCGAGAAGAGUAUGAAUGACGAAAAACAUGCAACAUCAGAAGCCAGAUCAACCCUUGAAAACUCCUCCGAAGAGAUCAGUAAUCAUGCCAAAGAAGUAGCUAAGCUGGAAGAUUCACUCGAAAAGGAAGAGGCCGAAUUGGAAAAAGUUCGUGAAGGCUUGAAAGGUAAAACGCAAGCAUUCAAUGAUGCGAUUGAAAAGAAGCAAAAAGAGCUACAACCAUGGUCUGCCAAAAGAAGCGAGAAGCAAAAUGCCAAACAAGUUGCAACGGAAGAGAAACGACUUUUGGAAGAUAGAUUCGGUCAGGUGGAAAAAGAAGCAGAAGAUGCAAAAAUUUCACUGCAAACUGUUGAAUCGUCUAAUGAAAGCAAAGUGGAAGAGCUUGAACGUCUCAAAGAAGAAAAGGUUCAACAAGGCAAGAAAGUUCGACAAUAUCAAGCUGAACUUGAUGGCAUGGAAGCUGAAGAAGUACAAUUGCGUAACAAGGCAUCAUCCUCUCGCUCGAAAUGCGAAGAAGCUAGAACGUCCGUGCAAUCCAACCAAUCACGCGGGGAGGUAUUGAACAGUCUUGCUCGUCAAGCAGAUUUGGGUAUGAUCAAAGGAUUCCAUGGACGAUUGGGCAAUCUUGGUGUUAUUGAUGAAAAGUAUGACGUUGCCAUUAGUACAGCUUGCCCUGGAUUGGACAACAUUGUCGUUGAAGGAGUUGAAACAGGUCAAGCUUGUAUCGAGCAUCUUCGUCGUAAUAAUUUGGGACGAGCAAACUUCAUUCUGCUAAACAGUCUUGCCAAGAUGAACCUUGGACCGAUCAAUACGCCUGAAAACGUACCACGUCUGUUCGAUCUCGUCAAGCCAAAAGAUCCACGUUUUGCGCCAGCCUUUUACCAUCAAUUGCGUGAUACAUUGGUAGCACAAGAUCUUCCACAUGCAAACCGAAUCGCGUAUGGUGCUCAAAGGUGGCGUGUUGUGACAUUGGACGGUCAAUUGAUCGAUAAGAGCGGUACGAUGUCAGGUGGUGGAACAAGGGUAGCAAAAGGUGCGAUGAGCUCAAAAGCAUUCGCACAAGAUUAUACAUUAGAACAAAUUUCUAGAUUAGAUCGAGAAAGUAAAUUAGAUCAAGAUUCUCUUGCAAGUCAUAUCAAACACAAGAAUGAAAUGAAAGCACUUCUGGAUAAAGCAAUGCAAAGAAUGCCUCAGAUUGAUAUCGAAAUGGAAAAAGUUCAGCUUGAUAUCUCAACUGGCGCAAAGAUGGUAACAGAAGCGAAACGUCGUAUCAAAGAGCUUCAAUCGAAUCAUGGACCGGAUGCAGGUGAUUUGAAACGGGUUGAAGAGUUGAAUGCAACUAUCUCGAAAUUGGACUCUGAACUUGCUGAUCUAACGUCCAAGACAUCUUCCAUCGAAGAGGACAUUGCUGCUUUGCAAGAAAAGAUUCUAGAAGCCGGUGGUGUUGCUUUACGCGCUCAGAAGAGUAAAGUUGAUGGAAUCAAAGAACGAAUCGACUUGUAUGGUGAACGAAUCACUAAAGCCGAAGUUGCAAAAAGCAAAGCAGAUAAAGAUUUGCUGAAAUUCGCUAAAAGUCUUGAAAAGAAUGAAGAAGCUUUGAGUGGUAUCGAAGAAGAGUUGAGCAAUGUGAUGGAUACGCUCACAAACAAGGGAUCCAAAGUUGAUGAGAUUCGCAAAAGAGUACAAGAAUGUCAAUUUGAAAUGGAAGCAAAGCAAGAAGCCAAAGAUGAAACAAAGUCGAAGUAUGAUGCAUGCAUGGAAAGUAUCAAUUCAUUCCGCGCCCUCGAGAUGGAAAUCCGUCAAAAGCUUGAAGAUAAUGAAAAGUCUCUUGGCGAUAAUGAGAGGCGCCUAGCGCAUUGGCGAGAGAAACAUGAAAAGCUUGAAUUGCAUCAUAUCGACUCUGAUGAAGAUGUUGAGGGCGAAGCUGAUCGCAAGAAUGCAGAAGAAAAGCCUGACGGAGACCAAGCAGAUGCUGAAGAUUCAAAGGCUGCUGAAGGUGCAGAGACAGCUGAUAAAGGUAUCGAUUCGCAAGAAAUGACCCGUUCGUUAGAGUUGCAAGAAUACUCACCAGACGAGCUAAAAGGUAUGAGCAAAGAUACGAUCAAGGCCGAGAUUGUCGUGUAUGAAGAGAAGUUGCAAAAAGGGUCUGCUAAUCUGACCGUUUUGCAAGAGUACCGUCGUCGUGAGAAUGAAUUCUUGGAAAGAGCACAAGAUCUUGAACAAACUACUCGAGAGCGCGAUCAGGCAAAAGAACAACAUGACAGAUUACGUCAAGAGCGUCAAGAUAACUUUUUGGCUGGCUUCAACACAAUUUCUGCAAAGCUCAAAGAGAUGUACCAAACAAUCACUCUAGGAGGUAAUGCAGAGCUCGAACUUGUUGACAGUAUGGAUCCGUUCAGCGAAGGGAUCUUGUUCAGUGUUAUGCCGCCCAAGAAGUCCUGGAAGAAUAUCAGCAACUUGAGUGGUGGUGAAAAGACGUUGAGUAGUUUGGCGUUGGUGUUUGCAUUGCACGCAUUCAAGCCUACGCCACUCUACGCAAUGGAUGAAUUGGAUGCUGCAUUGGAUUUCAGAAAUGUCAGUAUUGUGGCAAAUUUGAUCAAAGAGCGGACGAAAGGAGCUCAAUUCAUCGUUAUCUCUUUACGAAACCAAAUGUUUGAAUUGGCCAGUCGUUUGGUAGGCAUUUACAAGACUAAAGGACAAACCAAGAGCUUAGCUGUUCAUAAUACAGAUCUGCACGCCCUUCCUGCACCCACUCCAGCGGCUGGAAGAUCAUCUGUUCCUAGACCGUCAGUGCCGCCUAUGCCUUCAUCAGCGGCCACGCCAAGGAUGUCUGUUCCGCGAAGUAUCACUGCAACUCCUGGACCUGCUGGUAUGUUGUCUGCGAUGAGUCAAUCUCAGUCCAUGCGUAUGCUACCACCUCCAUCCACGCUUCGUAAGCCAAUGGCAGGACCUUCCAAUCUUGCUACGCCGGCUGCAAAUCGAUUUUCAGCUGUUAUUCCACAAACGCCAAGAACGGGUAAUAUAAGAGGUCUUGGUUUAACUUCAAAUGCUUCAAGUAUAAAAUUAACAUCUUCUCAAUCAAUGCGUGGAAAUUUGUUCAAAUUUGCUGCGACUGGUAACCCUUCUGCAACAACAACAGGUCAAGAUAAGCGUAAGAUCAAGGGCAAGAACUGGACGUAUGGUUCUGCGAAUUUGCUCUAA